CCCUUCUUCUCCCCAUAAAACCCAUUCAAAAGUUUCAUUCUUAAAAUCACACACUCGUUCGCUCCUCUCAUAGAGAAGAGAGCGUUCAUAAAAACACAACAAAAAUCAUGGCAGACAACGAAAAUGGGCUCGAGCUCAGCGCCGAGCUGAUCGAGUCCAACUGGGAUCAGAUCACUGACAGCUUUGACAACAUGGACCUCAAGGCAGAGCUCCUCCGAGGCGUGUACGCCUACGGUUUCGAGCGUCCUUCCGCCAUUCAGCAACGUGCUAUCAUGCCUAUCAUCACUGGACGUGACUGUAUCGCUCAGGCUCAAUCUGGUACUGGUAAAACGGCAACUUUCUCCAUCUCCAUUCUGCAAAGGAUCGACACUACGGUCAAGAAGACUCAAGCUCUCAUUCUUGCGCCCACUCGUGAACUGGCUCAGCAGAUUCAAAAAGUUGUCAUUGCUCUUGGCGACUAUCUCAAUGUCGAAUGUCACGCUUGUGUCGGUGGUACUGCAGUCCGUGAGGACAUGGCCAAGCUCAACGAAGGCCCUCACGUAGUCGUCGGUACCCCCGGUCGUGUUUUCGAUAUGAUUAACCGUGGUGCCCUUCGUACCGACGGUGUCAAGAUGUUCUGUCUCGACGAAGCCGAUGAGAUGCUCUCAACCGGUUUCAAGGACUCCAUCUACGACAUUUUCCAACUCCUCCCCGCCGAUACCCAGGUUGUGCUUUUGUCUGCUACCAUGCCCACAGAUGUCCUCGAGGUGACUAAGAAGUUCAUGAGAGACCCCAUCAGAAUCCUUGUCAAGCAGGAUCAGCUUACUCUUGAAGGUAUCAGGCAAUUCUACAUCGCCGUCGACAAGGAAGAAUGGAAGCUCGACACACUUUGCGACCUGUACGAAACCGUCACUAUCACUCAAGCCGUCAUCUUCUGCUCGACCCGUCGCAAGGUCGACUGGCUCACUCAGAAGUUACACGAGCGCGAGUUCACCGUCUCUGCUAUGCACGGUGAGAUGGACCAGGCGCAACGUGAGGUCAUCAUGAAAGAGUUCCGUUCAGGUUCAUCUCGUGUACUCAUCGCCACUGACCUUCUGGCCCGUGGUAUCGAUGUUCAGCAGGUGUCCCUCGUCAUCAACUACGACUUGCCCGCCUCUAAAGAAAACUACAUCCACCGCAUCGGUCGUGGUGGUCGUUUCGGCCGAAAAGGUGUCGCUAUCAACUUUGUCACGACCGACGACCUCAAGAUGCUCCGUGAGAUUGAGCAAUUCUACAACACACACGUCGAUGAGAUGCCCAUGAACGUCGCCGACCUCAUCUAAGCCACUCUUGUUAAAUCAUCAUCGGGAGUAUCGAUUUAAUAUCACCACCUUCUUCCCCUCACAUCAAAUCUUCAUCCACCAGCGGUCUCUCUCUGUCCCCCCGACCGCCAUCUCGUCACUUUUUCCUGCCGUCAUGUGUCCAUCCUACUCCUGGUCUUCUCGUCGUCGCGGCCGC
Molecule: messenger RNA, 1476 nt
Organism: Tremella mesenterica DSM 1558
Lineage: Eukaryota; Fungi; Basidiomycota; Tremellomycetes; Tremellales; Tremellaceae
Exons: 8
Coding region: 108-1301 (397 amino acids)
Molecular function (GO): ATP binding; RNA binding; RNA helicase activity
Source: RefSeq, a predicted model, not a curated record